GCUAUGUACACGUUUUAAAUGACAAUACCAACGCACUUGCAAGAUUAUAAAAUUCCGCACGUCGCUAAUGGAUCCAGAAAGUUUUUUAAUGAGUAUCCUAUCAAGGACUGGAGUUUUGACAAUUAUUAUCGAUCAACGCACCAAAGCUUGAAUAAGGAUAAAAAGUUUGCCACAAUAAAAUGUAGUUUUAAGAACGAUCUCGAUUGGAUUAUGCAAUCAAAGAAUAUACCAAGUGAGGUAGUCAAUCACGCGAAAUCUUUAUCACUUGAACCCACUCCAAGUAGUUCAGAAAUGAAGGUGAAGUUGUCGAAGGAGGCAAAUAAAAGAAGGAAAGCUUCAUAUACCCAAAAGAUUAUAAUUAAAGGCAGUGGUAGCAUCAGCGUAGGAAACAUAACUAAUGGGGAGCUCAAUAAUGUGGAGUGCCCAAGUAAAAGAAAAGGUGUAAGCAAUGAACUUGAUGAAAAUGAUAGUAUCAAUUCGGGAACUGCUAUGAAUGCUGGUAUGAAUACUGGUGUAGUUGAGCCAGACAAUGUUGAACAAAAUCCAAAAGAUAAUUCAAGUUUAUGGAAAAAAUGGAUGAAGUUUUUGGAAAAAGAAAAACAUAACUUUCAUCCAUACAGUCCCGCUGCACAUAAUAUCAUUCGUUGUGGUAAAGGCAUUUCAUCUCGUCCUUUUCUUGAUGAAAGUCUAUAUAAUGAUCACCUUAACACCCAUCUGAUUAAUGAAUUUCCCAUUCCGUCCAAAUGCACUGACUACAUUGAUCAAGUGAUUGAUAGCGUUGAUAUAAAUUUAUUUAAGAAAUCAUUGAACACCUUGCCGGAGAGCAGCGAAGAUUGUGAAUUUUUGCAAGAAAUGUUUCGUGGAUGUUUAAGGUUUUAUACAGCAGUUCAAGAUAUUUACGAUGGAGAAGCUACAUUCAAAUCUCUUUUUAUAUACCCAUUUCUUGAAGCAGUCGCUAAUGGAGUAACAGUGAAUCACUGCGGUGCGGAGCUUAAAGUAGGUGAACCUGUCUUGAAAUCGAUGAGCAAGCAGUUGAAGGAGUUGGACUUACUAGUGGAUGAUAAGAGCCAAUAUAAGGCAGAUGGGAUUAUCAAGCUCUUUAAAAUGAAAGAGAUCGAAGUAUUGUUUUUAGAAGUAUCUGGCUCCUUUGGAAAUAAAGAGAAAGUCAAAAUCAACUUUGACCAUCACAAGGGAACGUUUGGCUCGUUGGCCAUCUUAAAGACCAUUGCCGAUGAAUUUCGUUUUGCUUCAGUUGAUACUUUCAAGACGUUGAAAAUAUUUUUUUUACAUGCUGCAGGUACAAAGUUGCAUUUGUGGAGUGUUUCCUUUUGCGAGGAAGGGUUCUUCGAAUUAUGGCGAGAAGAGUUCCUGGACAUUAGUCCAUUGUUUGAGGAUCGUCUUGAGUUUCUUCCCCGCAGUAUCCAGUUUUUUUGGAAUAUGAGGGCGUUGUUAAAGGAGACUGUAAGUACAAUUGCAGUUCUUAAAGAAGAGCACCUGCAGGAGAUGCCAAAAUGGCGCUACACUUAUUGCCCCUUCCCCACACUGAGUAAGCUUGUGAAUCCUUUGAUUCUAAAACUGGUACAUGAGGAGGACAGUACUGGCAUGGCAGAAAUGGGACCAUUCUAUACCCCCUCCCCAAGUUAGUGUAACACCAUGAUUUUUUUUUUAUAUGUACAAAUAAAAAAAUAACAAAUACGUCGAGAAUUA
Messenger RNA from Mucor mucedo, 1707 nucleotides. RefSeq lists its product as uncharacterized. The record is from RefSeq and is a predicted model, not a curated record. Lineage: Eukaryota; Fungi; Mucoromycota; Mucoromycetes; Mucorales; Mucoraceae. The coding region runs from base 19 to 1644 and encodes 541 amino acids. The transcript is spliced from 9 exons.